GUGCGCGCAAUGUUGCGCAUAAACAAUGACGUCGCCCCCAAGAGAUGGGCACCGCCUUCGGCCUGGGCCUAUUCUGGACCUUGUCGAUGAGCCUGACCCAUCCAACACCGUGUUGGACUUUUCGUUUCAAAAGCAGGGGUACGUAGCCAUCAUGCAGCAGUCGAUGGGUGCCAACGACGCCGAUCCCAACGUCUCCGAACUCGACUUCCCCACUACGUAUUUGGUCCGGUCCAUUCAAAAGCGGUACCCCCCGCCAGUGCUGCAACCUCGAAAAACACAUUCCACGCGUUCAAGCCCUCGUCAUGGACCAAGCCCAGCGGAUAAAAUUGCCCUGCUCCGGUUCACCGUUGACGUGUACGCCAUUGGGCUGUCUCCUUAGUCGAACGACUGGCGAGCCAUUGACAUGACCGCCGCCAUGGAGUGUUCCUCGCACGGAACAACUGGUCGACCCUUGUUAUGUAGGAUAGGCGCUUUUCCGAGUUACAGAGCAAGGCCACGGUGUGCUCGACACAUUCCCUGCUUUCAAUAUGCAGGAAUGGUCGCACCUCGAUGCACAUCACGACGGCCCAGUCGCGACAGUUUGCCUGUCAAGUCGUUGUUCCAAAGCCUCUAGAUCCAUUUGACUAACAAGUUCGGCCGU
Messenger RNA from Aphanomyces invadans, 640 nucleotides. RefSeq lists its product as hypothetical. Lineage: Eukaryota; Oomycota; Saprolegniomycetes; Saprolegniales; Verrucalvaceae. The coding region runs from base 26 to 379 and encodes 117 amino acids. The transcript has a single exon. The record is from RefSeq and is a predicted model, not a curated record.